Molecule: messenger RNA, 624 nt
Organism: Schistosoma mattheei
Lineage: Eukaryota; Metazoa; Platyhelminthes; Trematoda; Strigeidida; Schistosomatidae
Source: the annotation of a GenBank genome assembly
AUGAUUAUGUCAUGGGCUACUAAACGAUCAUUCAAUCAAAAUAAUGACAAUAAUUCAUCUGAUUAUGUUAUUAAUGGUGGACAUUCACACAAUCAUAAAAUUGAUUUAACUCCAGCAUUUACACUUUUAGCCUGUUUGGAUAAACAACCUGAUAAGUAUGAUAAACCAGAAAUGUCAAAUUUGUUUAAAGCAACAAUUAAUAAUCAACCUGUAGAACCAAUAUUUGAUACCAAAUAUGAAGAUCGACUCGUUCAGAUUAACCAAUCAAAUGAUGUUGAAAAUAUAGUGAAUAGUUUAACACCAAUAAUUAAUUCGAAUGGAUUAUUAUCGUCAACACUGGAUGAACGUGUAUGGGACACGGGAAAAUGUAAUCGAAUUAAUCAAGAUAAUCAACGUCAAGAAGAUUUACGUCGAAUGCAAAAACUCACUGAAUUCUUAUGUGCACAACGUCAAAAAACAACCACGUGUUCAGAGAUACCAACGUCUAAAGAAUGUCAGGCUGGGAUUUACACACGUUUAGAUUUACAGUGGCGUUCACAAUCCAGCUUAACACCAUCGAAAUCAGCAGUUAACCCGAUUAUUCGAAAAUCUAAAUCUCAGAUCUCUUCACUCCCAUUUCGUUAA